GCUUUUUUUGUGGAUAGCGGGGCAGGUUGAUGGAUAACUGUCUAAAUUUCUGUCUACAUUUUUACACAGGGUGCCACAGAGUCUCAGAUGCCAAAGAAAUAACACAGUACCUUCAGGAAGUGGGUCACCAUGAACAGAAGCAGCGAGAUUUAAAAACCACGAAAAUAACACCAAAGCAGGCCACCUUAAGGGUCUUCCAGAAGACCAUGUUCCACCGGUUGUUUCACCGCAAGCAGAAGCACGAGCGCCUGGAAGAGGAGCCCGAUGUGAAAUUCAGAGGGAAGCUCAUUUCGGAGACCCAACUUGAAUGCACAUAUGUGCGGCCCGGAGGCUCCAACUACUCGAGCCCCUCCCUCGCGGCCCCGCCCAGCCUAAACGACCGCGACCAUGCGGUGGUGGGACUGGCCCCGGAGCACAUCGCCACGCCUGGAGCGGCGCUCUCCUGGCAGGCGGCCAUUGACGCCGCGCGGCAGGCCAAGCUGAUGGGCAAUGCGGCCGCCCCCAUCUCCACGGCCAGCUCCACCCAGCGCAAGCGGCAGCACUACAGCAAACCCAAGAAGCAGGCCAGCACGGCCGUCACCCGGCCCCCACGCGCCCUGCUCUGCCUCACCCUCAAGAACCCCAUCCGACGAGCCUGCAUCAGCAUCGUGGAGUGGAAACCCUUUGAAAUCAUCAUUUUGCUGACUAUUUUUGCAAACUGCGUGGCCUUAGCUAUCUACAUCCCCUUCCCCGAAGAUGACUCCAACGCCACAAACUCCAACCUGGAACGGGUUGAGUAUCUCUUCCUCAUCAUCUUCACCGUGGAAGCGUUUCUGAAGGUCAUAGCCUACGGGCUGCUCUUCCACCCGAAUGCGUAUCUGCGUAACGGAUGGAACCUUCUGGAUUUCAUCAUCGUAGUCGUAGGGCUUUUUAGUGCCAUUUUGGAACAAGCCACCAAAGAGGCGGGGGGCACGCCCAUCGGUGGGAAGGCGGCGGGCUUCGACGUGAAGGCGCUGCGGGCAUUCCGGGUGCUCCGGCCCCUGAGACUUGUGUCCGGCGUGCCCAGCCUCCAGGUGGUGCUCAACUCCAUCAUCAAAGCCAUGGUUCCCCUACUGCACAUUGCCCUCCUUGUCCUCUUCGUCAUCAUCAUCUAUGCCAUCAUCGGCCUGGAGCUGUUUAUGGGCAAGAUGCAUCGCACCUGCUUCCACCACCGGGACGGGAAGCUGGGUCAUCUGUUGGAGGAGAGACCCGAACCAUGCGCCCCCCAGCACGCCAACGGGAGGCACUGCAACCCCCAGAACACCACAAAGUGCGAGUCGGGCUGGGAUGGACCCAACAACGGCAUCACCAACUUUGACAACUUUGCCUUUGCGAUGCUGACUGUCUUUCAGUGCAUCACCAUGGAGGGCUGGACUGACGUGCUGUACUGGAUGCAGGACGCUAUGGGCUAUGAGCUUCCCUGGGUGUAUUUUGUCAGUCUGGUCAUCUUCGGAUCCUUUUUCGUACUAAAUCUGGUUCUGGGGGUGUUGAGCGGCGAGUUCUCCAAGGAGCGAGAGAAGGCCAAGGCUCGGGGCGACUUCCAGAAGCUGAGAGAGAAACAGCAGCUGGAGGAGGACCUGAAGGGCUACCUGGACUGGAUCACCCAGGCUGAAGACAUCGACCCUGAGAAUGAAGAAGAGGGGCUGGAUGAGGACAAGCCCAGGAACCGAGUCACCUUGGCCGACUUGCUUGACAAGAAGAGGGGGAAGUUUGCUUGGUUUAGUCACUCCAGUGAGACCCAUGGUAAACACCCACGUCAUGUGUGUCUGUGUGCUGCUGUGUCGGCGGGGCCUGAUGCAGACCCCUUCUGUCGCUUUGUUGACUUCCAGUGGGCCGUCCUGUGUCUUCUAAAUAGGAUCUCCAAAUCCAAGUUCAGCCGGUAUUCGCGGCGUUGGAACCGCCUGUGCCGGAGAAAGAGCCGAGCGGCGGUGAAGUCCAACGUCUUCUACUGGCUGGUGAUCUUUCUGGUCUUCCUCAACACGCUGACCAUUGCCUCGGAGCACCACAAGCAGCCCCAGUGGCUCACGGAUGUGCAAGACAUCGCCAACAAGGUGCUGCUGGCUCUGUUCACGGGCGAGAUGCUGCUGAAGAUGUACAGCCUGGGCCUGCAGGCCUACUUCGUGUCCCUCUUCAACCGCUUCGACAGCUUCGUGGUGUGCGGUGGCAUCCUGGAGACCAUCUUGGUGGAGACGAAGAUCAUGUCCCCGCUGGGCAUUUCAGUCCUGCGCUGUGUGCGCCUCCUGCGCAUCUUCAAGAUCACCAGGUACUGGAAUUCCUUGAGCAACCUGGUAGCCUCGCUGCUCAACUCAGUGCGGUCCAUCGCCUCCCUCCUGCUUCUGCUCUUCCUCUUCAUCAUCAUCUUCUCUCUGCUGGGCAUGCAGCUGUUCGGGGGGAAGUUCAACUUUGACGAGACCCGCCGCAGCACCUUCGAUAACUUCCCCCAGUCACUGCUCACUGUGUUUCAGAUCCUGACAGGCGAGGAUUGGAACUCAGUGAUGUAUGAUGGAAUUAUGGCAUAUGGGGGCCCAUCCUUCCCAGGAAUGCUGGUCUGCAUCUACUUCAUCAUCCUCUUCAUCUGUGGAAACUAUAUCCUGCUGAAUGUCUUCUUGGCCAUUGCUGUGGACAAUCUUGCAGAUGCUGAGAGCUUGACGUCAGCCCAGAAGGAGGAAGAGGAGGAGAAGGAAAGGAAAAAGCUGGCCAGAACUGCCAGCCCAGAAAAGCGGCCAGAAAAUGAAAAGCAACCGAUUGAGGAAGAGCAUAAGGAGGAGAAGAUUGAGCUGAAAUCCAUCACUUCAGAUGGAGAGACACCCACGGCCACCAAGAUCAUCAUAGAUGAAUACCAAGGUGAUGAGAACGAAGAGAAGAACCCAUAUCCUGCUAACGAUUUUCCAGGUGAUGAAGAUGAUGAGGAGCCAGAGAUGCCGGUGGGACCCCGGCCCCGGCCGCUGUCGGACAUCCAGCUGAAGGAGAAGGCAGUUCCCAUGCCAGAGGCUCGAGCCUUCUUCAUCUUUAGCCACACCAACAAGUUCAGGUUACUGUGCCACAAGAUUGUCAACCACAACAUCUUCACCAACCUCAUCCUCUUCUUCAUUCUGCUGAGCAGCAUUUCACUGGCUGCAGAAGACCCCGUGAAGAACGACUCCUUUAGGAAUCAGAUACUAGGUUAUGCUGAUUAUGUCUUCACGGGACUGUUUACCAUCGAAAUCAUACUGAAGAUGACAGCCUACGGGGCCUUCCUUCACAAAGGCUCCUUCUGCCGCAACUACUUCAACAUCCUGGACCUGGUGGUGGUCAGUGUGUCCCUCAUCUCCUCUGGGAUUCAGUCAAGUGCCAUUAAUGUAGUGAAGAUCCUCAGGGUGCUGCGGGUGCUGAGGCCUUUAAGGGCCAUUAAUCGAGCCAAGGGCCUGAAGCACGUGGUCCAGUGUGUCUUCGUGGCGAUCCGCACCAUUGGGAACAUUGUCAUCGUCACCUCGCUCCUGCAGUUCAUGUUUGCCUGCAUUGGAGUGCAGCUGUUCAAGGGCAAGUUCUACAGCUGCACCGACAAUUCCAAACAAACAGAAGGGGAAUGCAAGGGUACCUACAUCCUCUACAAGGACGGGGACGUGGCCAAACCGGAGAAGGCGACGAGGAUCUGGGAGAACAGCGAGUUCAACUUUGACGACGUGCUCCAGGGCAUGAUGGCGCUGUUCGCGGUCUCGACUUUCGAGGGCUGGCCAGGGCUGCUGUACCGGGCCAUAGACUCCCAUGCAGAGGACAUUGGGCCGAUCUACAACUACCGCGUGGUGAUCUCCAUCUUCUUCAUCAUCUACAUCAUCAUCAUUGCCUUCUUCAUGAUGAACAUCUUCGUCGGUUUCGUCAUUGUCACCUUCCAGGAGCAAGGGGAGCAGGAAUACAAGAACUGUGAACUGGACAAGAACCAGCGCCAAUGUGUGGAAUAUGCACUCAAAGCCCGCCCACUGCGGAGGUACAUCCCGAAGAACCCAUAUCAGUACAAGGUGUGGUACGUGGUGAACUCCACCUACUUCGAGUAUCUGAUGUUCGUCCUCAUUCUGCUCAACACCAUCUGCCUGGCCAUGCAGCACCACGGCCAGUCCCCCUCCUUCAACAAGGCCAUGAAUGUGCUGAACAUGCUUUUCACUGGCCUGUUCACCGUGGAGAUGAUUCUCAAGCUCAUCGCCUUCAAGCCACGGGGUUACUUUAGUGAUCCUUGGAAUGUUUUUGACUUCCUCAUCGUAAUUGGCAGCAUAAUAGACGUCAUUCUGAGUGAGAUCAAUCAUUAUUUUGUUGAUGCAUGGAACACAUUUGACGCCUUAAUAGUUGUGGGUAGCAUUGUCGAUAUAGCUAUCACUGAGGUUAACCCAGCUGACUCCACCUCGUCUUCCCAAUCCCCCAUGGUAAGAUCAAUGGUAUCACAAAACGGAGAAGACAAUGCCAGGAUCUCCAUCACUUUUUUCCGGCUCUUCCGUGUCAUGAGGCUGGUGAAGCUGCUGUCUCGGGGUGAAGGUAUCCGGACCCUGCUCUGGACCUUCAUCAAGUCCUUUCAAGCCCUGCCUUAUGUAGCCCUGUUAAUCGUGAUGCUGUUCUUUAUCUAUGCUGUAAUUGGAAUGCAGAUGUUUGGUAAGAUCGCCCUGCGGGACACCAGCCAGAUCAACCGCAACAACAACUUCCAGACGUUCCCUCAGGCCGUCCUCCUGCUUUUCAGGUGUGCAACAGGGGAGGCCUGGCAGGAUAUCAUGCUUGCAUGCAGCCCCAAUAAGCCUUGUGAGAAUGGAUCAGAGGUGGGGAUGCCCAAUGACGACUGUGGCAGCCAUUUCGCCAUCAUCUACUUUGUCACCUUCUACAUGCUGUGUGCCUUCCUGAUCAUUAAUCUGUUUGUGGCCGUCAUCAUGGAUAACUUUGACUACCUGACCCGAGACUGGUCCAUUCUGGGCCCGCACCACCUCGACGAGUUCAAGAGGAUCUGGGCCGAGUAUGACCCUGAGGCCAAGGGGAGGAUCAAACACCUGGAUGUGGUGACGCUGCUGCGCCGGAUUCAGCCUCCUCUGGGCUUCGGCAAGCUGUGCCCCCACCGUGUGGCCUGCAAGCGGCUGGUGUCCAUGAACAUGCCACUGAACAGCGACGGGACGGUUAUGUUUAAUGCCACCCUGUUCGCCCUUGUCAGGACGGCACUGCGCAUCAAGACAGAAGGUAAUUUGGAGCAAGCAAAUGAGGAGCUACGGGCAAUUGUGAAGAAGAUCUGGAAAAGGACCAGCAUGAAGCUACUGGACCAGGUGGUUCCGCCUGCAGGAGAUGACGAGGUCACCGUGGGGAAAUUCUAUGCCACCUUCUUGAUCCAGGAGUAUUUCAGAAAGUUCAAGAAGCGCAAAGAGCAGGGCCUGGUGGCAAAAGUGCCACCAAAGACCGCCCUCUCCCUUCAGGCAGGGCUGCGGACGCUUCACGACAUGGGGCCGGAGAUUCGCAGGGCUAUCUCAGGGGACCUGACGGUGGAGGAGGAGCUGGAGAAGGCCAUGAAGGAGACAGUGUGCGCUGCCUCGGAGGAUGACAUCUUCAGGCGAGCGGGCGGCCUCUUCGGCAACCACGUCAACUACUACCACCAGAGCGACGGGCGCAACACCUUCCCGCAGUCGUUCACCACGCAGCGGCCCCUUCACCUCAGCAAGUCGGGCAGCCCCGGAGAUGGCGAGUCGCCGUCCCACGAGAAGCUAGUGGACUCCACCUUCACGCCCAGCAGCUACUCCUCGUCUGGCUCUAACGCCAACAUCAAUAACGCCAACAACACCAACGUCGGCCGCUUCCCCGGCUCGUCCAUCAGUACCGUGGACGGGCACCGUGGGCAGUCCGUGACGCCCACGCUGCUACCCCGUCCUUCUUGGCACUUCCCUUCCAAGAGUUCGGACUCCAGCGACAGUCGCUUGCCCAUCAUUCGUAGGGAGGACGCGUCCGUCGAUGAAACGUACGACGAGAGCUUCGUGGACGAGAGGGAGUACUGCAGCGACCAGAGCAUGCUCUCCGCUGAAAUGCUGGCAUAUCAGGAUGAGGAGAGCAAGCAGCUGGCUCCCAUGGAGGAAGGCGAGGAUGCCAGCGACCGGCGCGCCUGGCCAUCCCCCAGAAGGGCUUUCCUGUGUCCCACUGCAUUAGCCCGACGGUCUUCCUUCCACCUGGAGUGUCUUAAACGGCAGGCAAGAGCGGAUGUUUCCCAGAGGACCGCACUGCCCCUGCACCUCGUUCACCAUCAGGCCCUGGCUGUGGCCGGCCUGAGCCCUCUCCUCCGAAGGAGCCACUCCCCGACGCUCUUCAGCCGGCUGUGCUCCACGCCCCCCGACAGCCCCAGCCUGCGGGCCGGCCGGGGGGGUGCGUACCAGCGCGUGCCCGCCCUGCACCUGGAGGCUGACGGCUCCUACGAGAAGCUCAACAGCAGCCUGCCCUCGGUGAACUGCGGCCCGUGGUACAGCGACGGUGAUGGCGUGCAGCCCGGCCGGCGCUCACUGCGGCCCGCCUCCCUGACUGUGCCCCCCACUGCGGGCAGGGACUCGCUGUGUCGCGGCAGCGCUGGCAGCCUGGUGGAGGCGGUGCUGAUAUCAGAGGGCCUUGGCCACUACGCACAGGACCCCUCCUUCAUCGAGGUGACCAAGCAGGAGCUGGCCGACGCCUGCGACAUGACCAUCGAGGAGAUGGAGAGUGCUGCAGACAGCAUCCUCAACAGCAACAGCCAGCCCAGCUCCAACGGGGGCCUCCCACCCUUCAUGCACUGCAGGGACCACAGCACAGAACGGCCCGUCCAGACCGAGGGGCCCCCAGGGGCAAUGAGUGGGCAAAAGGGGGAGGAGCCUAGGGCCCACCUUAUGGGGGAGGAGGAGGCGGAAGAGCAGGAAGGGGAGGGUCCUCUGGCGGCUGACUCACGGUCGCGGGAUUUUGGGUUCUUGGACGACGAGGACAUGGACUGCGUCACCAGUUUGUAGGAUUAACCAUGCAGAGGUCUCUCUCUCUCUCUCUCUCUCUCUCUCUGCUGGAUGUGACUGCAUCUUGGUGGCCAACAGCUCGAUGGGCUUCAUUAUUUCUUUAUUAUGAUUUGGGAUUUGAUUCCUGGUUUUUGUGUGAGUGUGUUUCCGGGUGUGUUUCAAAAGUGCCUCACAGUUUUUCUGCUCUUGAUAAAUAGAGGGUGGGGGGUGGGAUGAAUAAUUCUGUUUCAUUUUGUUUUUUGCUUUGUCUUGUUUUGUUUGGACUCUUGUUGUUCUGGCCACCAGGCAGAAGCGUCCCGGACAGCAAGCCCACCUGGGAGACAGUUUGUGCUGGUCAGUUUCUACAGGCUGUUAAGGCAUCAGCGUUGGUCUUACAUACGUGCUACUGGGGAAGGAGGAAGACGAGUCCCUUUUCUUCCCAACCUAUACAGUCUUGUGCUCAAAACUGCAGGCCAACCAGCUGUUGGAGCUGGUAACCAGCACAGGAAACAAGACAGGGAGGAGAAUCCGGAGGCCAGGUAGAAGGGUGGGAUCAUGGAGAGGGUAUGGUCCUUUGCCCCUCCCUCUCCAACCCUUGGGCACCAAUUCAUUUUUGAAAAAUGAUAGUAAAACUAACGCUGGGCAGAGGAGACAGAAAAGUUGGAGAUGAAGAGAUACUUCAACGGAGAGACAGCUGGCAUGCAGGACACGGUGUUCACCCUGGUCUCCGCUCUCUUUUCGCUGUUGCCAUCUGUUGCCCCAUGCCACUUCCUGUCUGUCACAGGAAGAAUUGGAGGGGGGCAGAACUAAGUCUGGACCUAAGGCACAGCGCCACCUGCUGCCACGUACCUCCACUUUUCAUUCCAUCUUCAUUUCCGUUGACAUCUUGGUUUUGUGGAUUUAGCUGUAGCUUUAGGCUCCUCCUGGACUUGACCUGCAUCUAGUUCCGGGGGAAGAGGGGAGGAUGUUCAGUACCUAAGGCUGGAGACCAACACUUCUGCGCUCCUCACUGCCUGAGUGAAAGUGCGUGGCUUCGAGCAGCCAAUCGGAGCAGCCAAUCGGAGCAGCCAAUCGGAGCAGCCAAUCGCAUUCGCAUCAAAAUCAAAACCAUAGGUAGUAUAUUUAUACAGUGCAGUGUUGUGCGAAACUUAGAGAGCAGCCUGUAUUUCUCAUGGUUUUGUUUAACUUUACGUUCCACAAAUUUGGUUGUUGACCUUAAUCAGUUCUUGCUUGAUUUAUUUAGGAGAUUUAAGAAGUUAGGAAAACCAACCUGUGGCCGCAGGAUUUAGUGUUUGUAUUUAAGUGGGAAACUUUCUCUCUGUAUGCACCUUUCAUAUUGUUAUUUAUUUAUUUAUUAUUAUUAUUUUUCCCUGCAACAAAUUGUAUUUGGAGUGGGUGAAUAUUUCUUGCUGUUAAACAUAUGCCUAAAGGUUAAGUAAGGUUAGCCAAAGUCUGAUGUAAUUUUCAUAUGGACCCACUCACACACCAGGAAAACAGACCAACAUGCUUCCACUGCUAUGAUGCUGCUUUAACAUCCUAAUUGUUCCUCUCGGAAAAAGGAAAAAAAAAAGAAAGAAAAAAAAGAAAUGUGAACUACUGAGGUCGGUUAGAUGUGCCACGCGGGAAGUGCUGAGCUGAGCGUGAUGUGAGCGCGGCUUGUGACCCUGACUGACUCGUGUCGUUUCCCGUCAUUGAGAUGAAUUUGGACUGGAGUUAGCAGACGCUCACAUUAGAACUAGCAGAGUCGCCCAAUUUGCAUUAUUUUCAUAGAACUGUUAUGGUUUUACAGGGCUAUAUUAUUAUUAUUAUUAUUAUUAUUAUUAUACUUUUCUGUUGGGUGUUCCCUUACCUUUGUCCAGCACUGUAUGUAUACGUAUACCAGUAUAAGUUCACAAAAACAAUGAAAUAGUGCCAGAGAGAUUUCGUGAGUCAUACGUACAGAUCAAUUAUGCAAGUAUGAUACUCGAGGGUCACAUUACAAACAAUAUUGCUUUGCUGUUAUGAUUAUGUUUGGGGGUUUUUUUUCUAUUUGUGUACAGCGUGUAAAAGAGGAGUGAAACUUUCAUUUGUACAAUUAUUAUUUGCUGUGUCAAUUUACCUGCAACUGUUGUUUGUUUUUUAAGGAAUUCUACAGCAAGCUUGAGGUAGCUGGCAUUUCACAAACUGUUGCAGUAUGAUGUGUAGUACAUUGUUCGGUUUUCAGUCAUUUCAGGGUCAUCUACUGAAUUGUCUGCAUUAUCGCGUGACCCAUCUUUGGGAUUUUUGUCCAGGGUCUUUUACUCUAUUUUCGUUCCUUAUCAGCAACAAGACCGUCAAGGUUGCAAUGCUGUCUGGAUCUAUUCUGGGCAUGUUAUCACAAUGGGCUUCUGAAUCUGUAAGAGAAUUCCCUUAUCACACGUCUCUCUUUAGGUUCUUUUCAACCACCAUGUGUUUGAUGGGGCUACGGUGUCUCAGCUUUUCAACUGUUUCACAAUGAUUUCAGUGAGUUGCAACUGGUAGAUGUUUACAUUAAAAUGAAACCCACACACCCAAAACAAAGAAAUGCAAAGUAUAUUGCCUUGUGCCAUGCAGGUGGAUUAUCCUCUACCAUUCCAUCCUGUUUCUUUGAUUAUCUUUUUUUUUUUUUCCUCCAAAGCAGGUUGUGCCAUAAUUUAUGGAUAAGUGGCAUCCAUGACCGAGUGGCUGAACCGUUUUGUGGCUGACCGUUUUGUGGCUUUGUGUGUUAAAAGAUGAUGGUAGCUCGGUGCGAUGUGGGCGCGUGCUGUGUCACGCUCGCUUACGCACAGGGUUCAAGGAGGAAGCACGUGGGUGCGCAAGCGCAUUCCACAAGAUAUGCAAAAACAAUGCAAUAACAUAUAUAUGACUGUAAACGAGUCUCAAAAACUAGCUGUAUGAAAAUGAAUAUAGAAAAGUGACAUAGAUAAUAUAUUCAGACUUUAUUAAGUUGCAGAUCUUUAAAUUGAAGAAACCUGUUAUACUUGAAAUCAGGUGCAUUUCAGUAUUUAAAAUAUCUUGUCAGGCGUUUUAAUUUACUUCUGUUUUUCCUUCUGUAACUUAUAAUAUUUUACUUAUGUUAAUUAAACUCACUAGUUGUAUAUUAAUUGCAUGGGAUUCAUUUUAGUAUUUUAGUGUGCCAAGUUAAAUUUUGAAAUAAUACUGCUUUUUUUAAAAACUGGGGAAGGAACACAAAUAAAAUUAAAGAGAAUUAAUUGUUUUAUUUUUCUUCAUGCUGUUCUGUAAAAUAGAGACACGUACAGAAAUGUAAAUACUCUAGCUCAGUUAGUAAGCACUACAAGGAUGUUUAACGUAAUCUGAUUUUGCAUAUCUUGUGUUCAUACAGUUUUAAGGCGGCGGUAAAUUACUUUUAUUCAGCGGCAUGAUUUCUUUCUCCUUAACCUUCCUUCAUAACUUCUUCCUUUUGCUGGUGGAGCGGAGCGGGAUUUUCAUCAAGGACUGUUAUUUGUUUCUUUCAAUUAAUGGCAUUGUGAAAGGCUUCUUCCUCUAAGAUGCAGACACAGAUUCACUCACAGACACUGACAAAAACACGCACAUAUACGUUACUUCCCAUGUGCCCCACCCUCAGUCACCCCACCUUUACUCCCCAGCUACGGUUUGAGACGACCGAGUUGUUUGGGAAUGGUGUAAAUGUCUCAAGGUUUUUAUAUGGAGUCGUUUCAUUCAGGGAUAACCAGUGGUUUGCAGAAAAGGUUCGAGGAGCGCAAUGAUAUGAAUAUGUGUGUUAUAUAACAUGUAAAUGCUGUACUACGACUAAAGUGUGUUUAAAACGGUAGAUAAUAUAAAUGUUAUUCAAGGGACAGUUUCAAGAUGUAGUGACCUAUCGCAAAAGAUGGUCAGCACUUUUUAGGCUCUGUCGAAUGUAAAACAAAAUCUGCAAAUUUAUCCAACUCUCCCAUUUUCAAGAAAGCAAAAAACAUUUUGGUGAAGAAAAGGUAUUGUCUGUUGAGUUUUCUUUAGCCUUAGUGCAAAAGCAUGUAUAAAGAAGGCACAGAGUCGAACAAUGUCUGUUCUGUUCUUUAUAUUUUGGGGUCUCUGUCUGCUCGGUGUUCUGUAGGCUACUUAGUAACAGUCAUUUACUCGUCUUUGCGCUGCUCUCGACAUGUUAACCGAGUGGCUGUUCUGUUUGAAAGGAUGUGAACGUUGUGGGUUAAUUCAGUAUGUUGGUAUAAGUUAAAAAGACACUAUGAUGUUAUGAUCUAAUACCCACUUUAUAUGCUUUAUGAACUUUUAUGAAGACGACAAUCCACUCAGAUUGUGAAAGGAAUAUAUAUUGUAUAAAAAUCGAAGAAAAAAACACAUCGCUAUAAUUUUAAAUGAUGGAUACAUAUAUAAUUUAAGUAGAGCCUCCAUAUUAGGAUGCCCUUUGUCCAGAAUCGUUGGCUGGCAUAUUUAGUAGGUGUACGGGUCCUGUUGAAAUGAUUGCAUUUGUCACUUUGGAACUUUACCGCCUCAUUUCAAUAGCGAAUGAUUGUAUGUUUUUUACAGAAUAUAUAAAGUGUCACGUCUCAAUGCUGUGUAUAGUUGCUUGGAACAUUGGGAUUAGAGAUUUGUCGUUUAUUAUUUUGAGAAUGUACUUAUUAAGGAAGUGGCUAAGAUGAUCGGGGAGUGGAUACUGAAUAUAUUAUAGAAUUAUUCCUUGACACAUCAUAAGCUAUUUGAUAGCCCUCUCUGCUGACUUUUUAGACUCUUCAGGUUAUGUUAAAUUCCUCAGGGGAGUGUGAAAAUCACCGCAGAGAGGAUCUGUAAAUUGUUACGAAGAUAAUCAACAUUUUCAAGGUUUUGCAUAGAGACUUAGCUAGUUUUAUUAGAGAAGUGACAUGUGAGGAGUGUAUCCGGCUAAACCAUUGUUUAUUGCACAUUUUGCAGCUCCAUUGCCCACCCAGCUUCUUUGUCAUGGUACAGUCCAUGGGGAGCACCAGAUGGGGAAAAUCAAACCUCUGGAAAAAAAUUUUUGUAGCCAAAAUCCUUGCACACUUUCCUCAGAAGCACAGUCUGAGCUCGUUAAACGUGUUUUGCAGUGUGUGCUUUGGCAAGGCGAUGGACUGCUGGGCUUCUGCUAAUCUGACUUGUUUGGGAUAUUGAGUUUAUAUCGCAGGCAGUCAUUAAAAAGCACCGAGGGAGAGGGAAGGUCUGGGUGGCUGCAAAGAAUAGACCAAAAAAUGCAAAAAUUUAUUUUUCGUAUGAGUAAAAGCCAUUUCCAUUCUUUUCCUGUCCGCUUGAAAGGACAGGGUGUUUGACAAAGACCUUAUGAUGCAGGUCGCUGUGAUUUAGCGGUACUGGGAGCUCUCUUGCCUGGUCUUAAAUCAUAGAAUGUGGUGCAAAAAAAUGCACCAUUUACCUGCUCUUAGACAUUUUUAAUUAAUAUAGUACCAAAACUGUAAGAUUAUGAGACAUACCAUAUUUUAUGUCUUUGAUAGUACGUUAGAGAUGGCUUGAGUUACCAUUCAUUCAGACGUAUGGGAAUGUGACUCCAUUGUCGCAAAGGUUUGAUGAUAAACAUUGUGACCUAAUUAGUGUGACUUAAUACGGGCGGGGAGGAAACUAGUUAGAUGGUGUGUGUUGUAUAAUAUUCAUUUCUCAGAGGUUGUUGUCUUUUAUCUUCUGUCCUUUUACUGGGGUGCCUGAAUAGUUUUGAAAAGGUUGUGUUGUAGUAUUGAUGCCCCUAUUGGCAUAGAAGAAAACACACUAAUUUUUCUUGUACAUGGAUUACUGAUUAUUUUGGUCUACAGUAAAAUAUUUUGCAGAAAUAUUUUGAAAAUAUAUUAUUUUCUUUUUGUAACAGAACCAAAAAGUGACAACACUUAUAUUAAUGGCCCAAAUUUUCCUUUUUGAAAAAAUGAGCAAAAAUUCAUUUCAGUCAUUUUCUAUAUCCUCAUUAUUAUUGUACAGACAUUAUUUGUAUUUGCACACUAGUGUAUCAUAUUAGGGGGGAAAGCGUGAAAUAUGAACCGCUACACAUUAAAAUCAUAUUGAGAAGUUUCCGGGCAACUGGAUCCCAUAUUUGCAUGGAAGUGUAACCCUGGAAAGUUUGUGAGAAAGUUCAUUUUAAUUCAGGGCACCAUUCAACUUUUUAAAAAUUCUUUGUCGCUUAAACUUUUUUCCUACAAAGAGGUACGUAAAAACAUGAAGAAUAAUAUGGGCAUUCCAUAUUUCGAGGGCAUUAUUUGAAACAAUGCUUCUUCAUGUAUUUAAAUAGAACGUGAAUGUUUCCCACAAACAUACAUAUUUUAAACCAUAUCUUUCUUUGUGUGUGUCUGAGCUCGGUUAGGUUUACAUAACUAGUGUACGAUGCUGUACAGCAGCUUGUGGUUGGCAUUUCUCAAGAUUGUGUGUGAUUGGUCAAGAAAGGUAUGUCAGAAUGUUUGCAUGCAUUUAUUAAAUGAAAGCAUGUCAUCAGUCACUUUAUUAUAAGUUACUAUCCCCUUUGAAUAAAACCCUGCUUAUGUUAUAUGGGUAAUUACCUAAUAAAGGUCUCCUAUUUCAAAGAACUACACUUAUGAAAGGCCGCGUUGCACUCGGUCUAUUAACAUAAUACUGCAUUACAUUUCUGUGCAUCCUCUUUCAAAAUGACUGUUAAACCUAACAUCAUAAUUGUCAUCUGCAGAAGUAGGAUAAUUGCACCUUUAGUAAUGCAAUAAUCAAUAUUUGCAGAUAUUUGAAUUAUUUGCAUGUUGGUUAUCAGUCGCCAGCUCUAAGUUCCUUUUGUGGUCAUGAAAUGCAGGUGGUUGGAGGCAGCACAGUCCACUUCUGGCAGGUUCCAUGAAACAGAUUGUUAACGUUAAUAAACAGCCAUCUGAAUGUUUUGGUGUCAUGUCGUGGUCAACGGGGUCUUUAAGCGAUGUUCCAUGUUAAGGAUGUGCAGCAGGCUUUUCUGAAAAUGUGAAUGUUGAGUUUAACGUUAUAUUUGGGAAAACUUCUAUCUGAAUUUGUCUCACAAAUUGCUUUUCAGUUCCUGGCAAAAAAAAUAAGUAUGUUGUUUCCAUAACUCCAGGUCCGGGUUCUUGGCCUUUUUAGCUCAGACCCAGAUUGUCAUUUAAAAAAAAAAAUAAAAAAAAAUAAAAAAAAACAGG
Molecule: messenger RNA, 14044 nt
Organism: Paramormyrops kingsleyae
Lineage: Eukaryota; Metazoa; Chordata; Actinopteri; Osteoglossiformes; Mormyridae
Source: RefSeq, a predicted model, not a curated record